UCGGGUGGCUGUACACGAGAAGAGCCAUCUUGAACUGCCGAGAUGACAUCAUCCACACUUGUCGAGACGGUGUCUCUCAACUAUGAAGACUUCAGCGAGAACUUCCUCACGUGUAGCACUUGCCUGUGCACCUACGAUGGCCAGGAGCGCAGCCCGAAGCUCCUCUCCUGCUCCCACACAGUGUGCCGCAGCUGCCUCGAGCGCCUUGCCGCUGCGGCCCGAUCCCAGCACGAGGGCACGCUCAGGUGCCCCAUCUGCCGUGAGGCCGUGCCUCUACCAGAGCCCGGGGUCGGGGCACUGCCACCCAGCUUCCUGGUCAACCAGCUGCUGGACCUUGUUGCCAGCCGGCGUCGUGAGGUCGUGCCCAAGUGUGCCCUCCACCCCGCAGGACCAGAGUUGCUCUUCUGCGAGGCGUGCGACCAAGUGUUCUGCUCCAUGUGCCUCGGUCCCGCUCACGCCGACUCCAGCCACACAGUGGUCCCCUUCUCCAUCGCCGUCAAGCGCAUGUCUGAGAUACUCCUGUACAAAUCUCAACUGUGCCUGAGCAAACUGGAUGCAGCAGCAGAGGCGGUGAGUGCUGAGAUCACACGACUCGAUGCUGCCGCCGAAGAGGUAACGGACCAAAUCGAGGCCUCUUUUCGAGAAAUUCAGGACCUUCUGGAACAGCGGCGGAAGUCACUCUUGGCCACGUUGCAGGCACUCUGGGACCGAAAGAAAGAAGCCCUUGAAGAGCAGCUGAAUCAAAUCCAAAACGAGAGGUCUCAACUUGAGCAGGAGUGCUGCACCCCCGAUAGUCAGCUUGACGUCCGAAACCUUACGAAGAAGAUUGCGGACUUGGACGUCAAGAUGGGCUCUCUGGAUCACUUGGCCGAACCCCGCGAGAACUGCUAUCUUCACUUUGACUGCGCAUACAACUCUGCCCUCGAUGACAUUGCGCAAGCUCUCAGGGUCUUUGGAAAGCUCGAGACGAGCCGCACGUUCCCACCCUUGUGCACAAUUAGCGUCAAAGACUGUCCGGCAUACGUCAAGGCCCGUGCACUGCUUCGUACCUAUGACUGUGACGGUCGGCCUCAGACGGUGGGUGGAGAUCCUGUGACUGUGGCACUGGUGGCGUGCAACGAGGAUCAGAAACAGCUUGAUGUUCAAGUGAUAGACCGCGGCACCGGUGAAUAUACAGUGGCGUUUCAAGUGCCCCACGUCGCGCGGUACCGCCUUGCCGUGUCGGUGCUGGGCCGACCCUUGCAAGGAAGUCCUUUCGAGUUCGCCGCCACCGACAACAUCGAUCCCGAAGCGGUGUUUGGUCGGCACGGUGAUGGCACAGACGGCUUCCAUCAGCCCGUAGCCGUGGUGUAUGGGCCCGAGGGCCUGCUGUACGUGCUGGACACGGGAAACUGCAGAAUCAAGGUGCUCACGCCGGAGCUCCGGUUCGUCCGCCACCUAACGGAAGUCGGCACAGAGGAACGGGGUGGCACAGGACUCGCUAUUUCUCCAUCGGCAGGCACUCUGGUAACGUGCAACUGGAGGACACGCACGGUCACCGAGUUCACCGCUGAAGGGACGAUCGUUCGGACCUUCACGCAUGUCGACUUGCUCGAACCCACAGCCCUCACAGUUGACUCCCAGGGGUAUGUGUUUGUUGUGGACAGUGGCAAACGCUGCAUCUUCAUCUUUAAUCAAGAGGGCACCCUUGUCAAGAAGGUGGAAGGAAAAGUGCUGGCACUGCCAACGAACUUCAACCCAAGUGCCAUUGCGAUGAGUGCAGACAACAACGUUCUAGUGGCAGACUCAACUAUACACGUGCUGGACUCGCAAGGCAACAGGCUGUCGACAAUGUUUGCUGAGGGCAAAGGAAAAGGAAGAUUCGGAGGCAUCUGCGUCGAUGCUCAAGGGAUCGUGCUGGCCACUCGCUCCGAUCGCAGCAAGAAUAACGUCCUGUUAUUUGACCGGGUUGGCGGACAGCUGACCUACACGAUAGAGAGCCGGAGUAGUAGGCUGGGUCGGCCUCUCGGAAUCGCCUACACUCCAGAUGGCCACGCUGUCGUGGUGGACCUCGGCAACGACUGCAUCAAGAAGUAUCGGUACAAGUGAUGCGGGUUCAUUGUUCUGCCAGUUGCCCUGUUUUACAAAUCUGCGUUAUCUAGUAUUUCUAGGCAUCACAUGCUAGUCACCGCAGAGGCACAUGCAUCUGUGGCCGUCUGUCCAAAGCUCUGUGUAGCAGAGUAGACAGAUUCGAACACUUUCUUAGCCAUUACUUUUGCUCUGUUUUGCCAUAAGAAUGCACUGGCAGAAUAGUGAACCUAUUGUGCAGUGUGCAGUCACAAAUGCAUUGGGUGCCUUCACGUCACAAUUUGUUCGAUAUAAAUUUUAUUAAAGGGGCCGCGUAACGCAAAAAUGAGCAGAACAUAUGCACUAGUUAUAGUGGUGUCGAGUAACAGCCCCUGUGUGGAGCUGAUAUAGUAGCAAUAUGCCACUGAUCAAGCGGGCCAACUUCCUGGGACAUCAAGUGCUCUUUACAGCAGUGCUAAUCGCAAGCAAACUGCAAUUACAAUUUUUCAUGAGUUUUAAAAGUUUGCACUCUCGUAGAAGAGUACUUUCUAGGUGAUUGGGAACUAGACCUUAUGGAGCCCAGGUAAAUCUACGAGGGAAGCUUGUCACGCAGUGUGCCCUUCAAGUUUUCUUGUGCUGCGACCCAGUUUUCACAGGUAGCCACAUUUAUCUGCAGCCAUAAUGCCUUUCCUCCCCCUUUUUUUUUUCUUGCCGUUGAAGCCAUACUGCUACGUUUGAACACAUAUUGCAGUGCAUUCAUUGUGAAGUACUAUGUAGUAUGAGCUCUUGUCAAUUGUACAUCAGCAUUCACUGUAAGUGUAGUUUGGUUGUGUGGUGUGGCUGUUUUGGUAAUCCUUACACUCCCCAGCUCUGGAUGAUGGGAAUGAUGGUUAUUUUCAUUUGCCAUGGAUUUGGGAACUCAUCAUGCUAUCUAACAUGAACUAGCAGCCCUUGGUCACCA
Rhipicephalus microplus (southern cattle tick) is the source of this 3007-nucleotide messenger RNA. RefSeq names its product tripartite motif-containing protein 2-like. Gene Ontology annotation, molecular function: zinc ion binding; ubiquitin protein ligase activity; protein binding. NCBI's taxonomy places the organism in Eukaryota, Metazoa, Arthropoda, Arachnida, Ixodida, Ixodidae. Gene Ontology annotation, cellular component: nucleoplasm. The record is from RefSeq and is a predicted model, not a curated record.